UGGCAGAAUCCUCCAGCUUCCUCUCAACCCUUCUUAAAGCUGGACUAACAGGAGGAAUAGAUGCAAUUUAAAAGCAGAGGUGCUAUGAAAGAUGUGGCGCUGUGAAGAGGUGUGGGUGACUUAUUAAAACCGCAGGAAAAGGCCAUUGGACUGCAGCCAAAUAGGAUCUAACCCUGUAGAGAGCUGAAGGGAUAUGGAGAAGGUUGGAUGCACUUGUGUUUGGUGACCCAUUUAAAGACUUGACUGGAGUCUGAUUUCCCCCUGAAAGGGAGACAAACUAAAUAGACUUCCCUGCGCAUUGACAGCUGUAGACUGGCCAUGGACGUUCACGAAUCCAUGUUGAUAAAUUUUGUUAAUGAUAUGAACCUGAUCGGGUUCUCUCAGAAAUUAGGACCAGAGGAGGAGCAGGUGUUCAUCGCUCCCUGCUGCACAAACAACCAGACGCGGAUCAGCGGCUCUUCUUGGAGCAGAGCCCCGCAGGACAGAGUGUGUCUCGACCAUCCGAUGAGCGGAUCAUCCAGGUGCUGCAGCAGCAGGUCCAAACGGAGGAGGAUCAUCACCGGCGUCCAGCGCCAGGCGGCCAACGUGCGGGAGAGAAAGAGGAUGUUCAGCCUGAAUGAAGCGUUUGAUGAGCUGAGGAGAAAGGUUCCGACCUUUGCGUACGAGAAGAGACUGUCCCGGAUCGAAACCCUGCGCCUGGCUAUCGUCUACAUCUCAUUCAUGAUGGACCUGCUGGAGAACACCUGAGACAGUUAUGUGACAGCUGCUUUUUUUUUAUUUUUUUUAGACACAUGAAAGAGCUGCUUUAGGUUUCCGAAAUUUCACAGAUUUAAAAAAUAAACGUCCGCAGAGGUCGAAAAGUUUCGUUUUAUUUGGACAUAGUUCUAUGUUUAUAACUAGUGUUUUUCUUAUCGUUGCUUUAAUCAGUAUUAGUGGUUUUAUUAAACUGUUGCACAUAGACUUUAUUUUGGGCUCCGGUUCUAAAUCUUGAUAGCACCUUCAAUUAAUGUUUAAUCUAUUCAAGCCGGAUUGUGUUGACUCAUUGUCAUUUAUACUGAGUCAACAUUUAAUGGGUGACUAAAAGCCAAGAAAUUAUUUGAUUUGAAUAACAGAAUUAGCAGCUGCAUUAUCGUAUUCACUUUUCAUUGUUCAUAGAACAAAAACGGCAC
Cyprinodon variegatus (sheepshead minnow) is the source of this 1169-nucleotide messenger RNA. It is a transcript of the gene ferd3l, whose product is annotated as Fer3-like bHLH transcription factor. The transcript has a single exon. Gene Ontology annotation, molecular function: RNA polymerase II transcription regulatory region sequence-specific DNA binding; protein dimerization activity; DNA-binding transcription factor activity, RNA polymerase II-specific. Gene Ontology annotation, biological process: regulation of transcription by RNA polymerase II; developmental process. The coding region runs from base 319 to 747 and encodes 142 amino acids. The record is from RefSeq and is a predicted model, not a curated record. NCBI's taxonomy places the organism in Eukaryota, Metazoa, Chordata, Actinopteri, Cyprinodontiformes, Cyprinodontidae.